UCGUGUUCGUUUCUCCGUCGUCUGCCGUGGCCGUGCAUGUCGAGCGCGCGCGCCCAGUAAUCUCUCCCAAAUCUCUCUCGCCUCGCCGUUCCUCCGCCCCAGAACACACUCGUUCUCGAGGCCGCGCCGCCGCCGGAAGAAAACGAGUACGAAAAAAAAAGACGGAAACCCUACUUCUAUCAAAGUACCACCCAUCUCGAUGGAAACAUCAAAUUCUCAGACAGCUCAGAUCAUUGAGGUAAAUGCAGACAUGCCUGUGGAGGUGUCUUGCCUAGGUGGGAACAAGACUUGUGGAGGUGCUGCUUGUGAUUUCUCUGAUUCUAAAACUAGUUCAAAAGAUGCCAAAGAGAGAUCUGCAUCCAUGAGGAAGCUUCUAGUUGCUGUUAUGCUCUGCAUCAUAUUUAUGAGUGUUGAAGUUGCUGGAGGCAUUAAAGCUAACAGCCUUGCAAUCUUAACUGAUGCUGCUCAUCUCCUUUCUGAUGUUGCAUCUUUUGCUAUAUCCUUGUUUGCACUCUGGGCAUCAGGAUGGGAGGCAACACCUCAGCAGUCAUAUGGUUUCUUUCGCGCAGAGAUGCUUGGUGCACUGGUUUCUAUUCAGCUGAUAUGGCUUUUAUCUGGUAUAUUGGUUUAUGAAGCUAUUGCAAGAAUUAUCUAUGAGAAUGGGGAGGUUGAUGGCUUCCUAAUGUUUGCUGUCGCUGCCUUUGGUUUGCUGGUUAACAUUGUUAUGGCUGUUGUGCUGGGUCACGAUCAUGGCCAUGCUGGGGACAGUCAUGGUCAUGGUGGACACAGUCACAGUCAUGGUGUGUCUGAACAUGAUCACUCUCACCAUGGCAAUGACCAUGAUCAUGACGAUUUGCAUGGGGUAGAGCAGCACAAUCAUGGCCAUGGCAUUAGCAUCACAACCCAUCACCAUCAUUCAAAGGAGGACAUCCUCAAGGAUGAGCAUGAACCACUGCAUAAGCACUCUGAGGAUUCCGGGGAUGAGAAUUCUGGUCUCGAGAAAACUCAGGAGAACAACGAGAAGAAGCAAAGGAACAUAAAUGUGCACAGUGCUUAUCUGCAUGUGCUUGGAGACUCCAUUCAAAGCAUUGGAGUGAUGAUAGGAGGGGCUAUCAUAUGGUGCAAGCCUGAAUGGAAGAUCAUCGAUCUGAUAUGUACGUUUCUCUUCUCUGUUGUAGUGCUGUUGACUACAAUCAAGAUGCUAAGGAACAUUUUAGAGGUCCUCAUGGAGAGCACCCCACGGGAGAUUGAUGCAACAAGACUUGAGAAGGGGCUGUGCGAGAUGGAUGGUGUGGUUGCCAUUCACGAGCUGCACAUAUGGGCCAUUACCAUGGGAAAAGUCCUGCUAGCUUGCCAUGUAACAAUCACACCAGAGGCAGAUGCUGAUCGCAUACUCGACGAGGUGAUAGGAUAUAUCAGGAGGGAGUAUAACAUCAGUCAUGUGACCAUUCAGAUAGAGCGCCUGUAGGUUUGUUUUUGUUGAGAGCUGGAAACAAGGAUGGAAUCGCCUGAAAUUAUAUGCCAUCAGCAUUGGUCUUCUAACUCAAUUGUCUACCUUUUGCUUCAGCUGAUCAAUGUGCAUUUCUUUGAUGGAUGAUAUGGCAAUACAUCUGCAGACAAUGAAUCUAAGACAGUAACUGCAGGAACAGUGGAUCACCUCAUGUUGAUAGACUAAUGGCCGAUGGGGAUGUGGACGUUCAGCCAUGUUAAUUUGUCAGAUAACAAGCAGCAUUUCGGAAGUUAUGUUCGAAUUGUGUACUGCAACUCCUUCGGUGGUGUUUAGCCUGAGUUCUAAUACCUUUUUUACUGGUGUUUGGCUGUUGAUUUUUCUUUUCUUUUUUUUUUUUGUCCCCCUGGAUCUUCUCUGCAAUUCUAUCUUGAUCAGUAGUAGGUUUUUUUUUCUUUAUUUUUCUUUUCUUCUAGAUAGAUGGGCAUUGAUAUUCAAAGUCUGAAUAUGAGUUCAUGGACCCACUGCUGUGAAAUUUGA
Molecule: messenger RNA, 1987 nt
Organism: Elaeis guineensis (African oil palm)
Lineage: Eukaryota; Viridiplantae; Streptophyta; Magnoliopsida; Arecales; Arecaceae
Product: metal tolerance protein 1
Biological process (GO): zinc ion transmembrane transport
Cellular component (GO): vacuole; plasma membrane
Molecular function (GO): zinc ion transmembrane transporter activity
Source: RefSeq, a predicted model, not a curated record